Messenger RNA from Schistosoma bovis, 2383 nucleotides. Lineage: Eukaryota; Metazoa; Platyhelminthes; Trematoda; Strigeidida; Schistosomatidae. The record is from the annotation of a GenBank genome assembly.
CGCUUAGUUUGUGAACGAACAGUUUCUGUGACAAUUUAACAUUUUUCUAAUAGACUAAAUCAAGCACCAUAUAUUUGACUUGCUUUCUAAUAAAAUACAUUUUCUAAAUAAGAUUUUCAUGACAUCAUCGCAAAUCUCUGGUUGGUACCAUGUAACAAGUUCUUUCAAUCCUAAAUCUAGUUCAGUAUUUAGUUAUGUUUGUGAUGACAUAAAAAUGAGUAGCAUAUUUAUAUUAUCUUGGUCCAGUUUUGUCGUGUUCUAUCAAACCAUUCUUUAUAGCUUUACAAGAUAUAUUCUUGAACAUCAUGAUGGCUUUUCUCGUCAUUGUAUUAAUGCAAACCAACUUAUUUAGUCGGUGAUUGAGCCAAGAAAUUCAAUAUGAGUAGAAGUGAUCUGUCCAAGCAAGCAUAUUGCAGGCAUAAGAUGCAACUUUCACCUACCUCAAACCCUUCUUAUUCUCUUUUGAUACAACAUUGGUUAUUGCCUUUGAGCAAUGACACACUGAUGAUAUGUUUGUAGAAAAAUUAGAUAUUAGUAGGAUUCAAUAAUAAUGUUGAGGUUUAAAUUUGGUAAUUUUCUGUUUAACUAUAAUAUGUUUGAACAUGAUUUGCACUUUAUUAGUAAACAUUUUUCUUCAACAACGACUUUUAUCCUUAAAAAAGACCAAUUUUUGGCGACCGUGAAGUUUGUUUAGAUCUAUAUUCUCUUGGUUGUUCCUUAGAGGCUGUCGUCAAAAGGGAUAUUUUAACGAUAUUUUAUGAGAUGCAACAAUAUAUUAAAUAGUAGGCGACUCCCUUCUGUUUCAACCCAUACAUAUUCUAUAUUUCCUUGAUAAAGCUUGGAUCAGAUUGCCAGGAGAAACGUUACAUUUGCUUCAAAUUCUUUCACUGAGACUUUGCAAAUACAUUCUUCCUCUUUAAUAUUGAGAUUAUGUAUUGUACACGUAAUACACAUAAAUUAGAUAUGGAUAAAUUAUUAAGUUAUGAAAUUGGUUUAAAUGAUUUUUUAUUUGCACAUAUAAAAGGACAACCAAAAGAGAUUAAAAUACGUAAAACAAGUGAAUCAUUUGGUUUAACAUUAACAGAUAAUGGUUGUGGUGUAGUGAUUAUAAAACGUAUUAAACCUGGUGGUUUUAUGGAUAAAGUAUCUAAAACAUGUCAUGAUUUAAUACAACCUGGUGAUCAAAUUGAAAAAAUUGAUGAUAUUUCAUUUAAUGGUCGACGUCAUUAUCAUGUAGCAUCUUAUUUACAAAGUAUUCCUAUUAAAAAUGUAUUUUGUCUACGAUUAAUUUCACCAGAACGUUGUCCUAUGUAUAUGAUAAGUUCACGUUCAAAAGGUAGAAAUAGUCAUGUUGGAUCAGGCAAACGAACUAUUCGUUUUAAACAAGAUGGAAAUUUAGAAGAAAAUGAGAUUGUAGAUGUUGAAAUUGAAGGAAUUCAAAGAAUUAAUGAAAUACUUGGUGAUAGUCUUGGUUUUGAAGAUAAUGAGCUUGUUGAAAUUAUGUCGAAAACUCCAUCAUCAAUAUCAGUUAUUGUUACUGGUCUACCAAGAACCGGAACGACCAGUAUGAAAAAGGCAUUGGAAAUAAUUUACAAUCAACCUUGUUAUCAUGGUUAUGAACUUGUGACCAGAAAACAAUGUGACAUUGCUAAAUGGCAAAUGCUUAUCGAUGAAGUACGAACAACACGUUGCGAGGAGAAGAUACAUAAAUGUUUGAGUGAAAUGUUGGUUGGCUACCGAUCUGUGGGUAAUAUCCAAGUGUGUUGGUUAUACAAGGAAUUGAUGACUUUAUACCCUGAUGCAAAGGUUGUACUAACGGUUCGCGAUAAAAACGAUUGGUUGGCUAGUUUCCGACAAGUGGUCAUGCCUAAAUCAGAUGAUCCACGUAAAUUACAAAUGGAUGAAGCGAAAAGACGUGCAAGAAUCCCUGUUGAAUUUGACAAACUUCUUACUGAUUCAUUGAAACUAGCAUUUCAGAACGAAGAUAUUGAUUUUGAUGACGAUGAAAUGUUACUUGAAUGUUACGAAAAACAUAACAAAACUCUUCAGGAAAAUAUACCAUCUGAACGUCUUUUGGUAUAUCAUAUUGGAGAUGGUUGGGAACCAUUGUGUAGAUUCUUGAAUGUGGAUGUGCCAGCUAAUAUACCAUUUCCCGAAACCAAUCAUCACGCUGACUUGGAAAAGCUAAGGGAAUUGACGAAGAAAUUAGGAUCGAUUGAAGAAGUCGCUAGAAUUCAUCCAGGAAUUGUAUAAAACUGAAGUAUACACUGAUUGUACUAAACAUUGACGUUAUUAUUAACUAAGAAAUAAAUUGUUAUCAAGCCUUGAAUUCCACUUUCUCAUUGACAACCAUGGUAAUAUUGGUGAUAAAAAUAUAGUCGGU